Messenger RNA from Coturnix japonica (Japanese quail), 1936 nucleotides. It is a transcript of the gene ARL10, whose product is annotated as ARF like GTPase 10. NCBI's taxonomy places the organism in Eukaryota, Metazoa, Chordata, Aves, Galliformes, Phasianidae. The record is from RefSeq and is a predicted model, not a curated record. Gene Ontology annotation, molecular function: GTPase activity; GTP binding.
GACACGGGGCGGGUGCGACGGGACGAGGAGCCAUUAGUUUAGUUUAGUUUAACGCCGCCCCCCGCCCCUAUCCCUGCACGGUCACACCGUGUAUAAGGGCAGCGCCGCCUCCAAUCCCGCCUGGAUCCUUUAAGGACCCACCGACCCUCCCCUCUCCACCCCCGGUCGGAGCGGCCCCUUUAAGCGCGGCGGUGACGCCGUGGGCGGCCACAUCUGGCCACAUCUGGCCGCCCCGCACGCUGCCGGUGCCGGUGCCGGUCCCUCAUGGCUCCGACGGGCGCCCUGCGCAGCCUGACGUUGGCGCUGGGAGCCGCCGUGGUGGUGCUGGGCUCUCUGCUGUUCAUCGCAUGGAAGCUCUAUUGCCGCGGAUCGGAACCACCCGGUACCUGGGAUGGAUGGUGGGACCGGGAGCUGCGGGAGCUGCGGGACAGAGACACGGCGGCAAACACGGUGGUGUGGAAGCAGGUGCUGGUGCUGGGGCUGGAUGGAGCAGGGAAGAGCAGCGUCCUGCACUAUAUCUGCAGCCAAAAGGCCAGGACUCAUAUCCCACCCACAUUGGGCUUCAAUUCUGUCCAGCUGCGUGUUGAGGGGCUGGAGAUGGACCUGCUGGAGGUGGGUGGCAGCUACAACCUGCGGGCGUAUUGGCCGCUCUACCUGAGCGAUGCCCACGUGCUGGUGUUCGUGGUGGACUCCGUGGACAGGUCACGGCUGCUGACAGCACGCCAGGAGCUGCACGCUCUGCUGGCUGAGGAGCCCCGGCUGCCGCUGGUGGUGCUGGCCAACAAGCAGGAUAAAAGCGAUGCCCUGAGCACGGAGGAGCUGCGGGAGGAGCUGGCCCUGCACUUGCUCAGCGAGCAGCGGGAGCUUUUCCUCCUGCCCACCAGUGCGACUCGGGCUAGUCUGAGCACAGCCACCAGCGUCCUGCACGUGAAGAACCUGCUGGUCACCCUGCUGUCCCAGCCCUGAGUGGGCAGGAUCCCACUGGGAUGGAGGGAGCUGCUGGAGCUGGGACUGCACCCUGCAGUGUUUGGGGUUGGGCUGACACAUGGCUGCAUGCAGGGAUGUGAGCAGCGGGCUCUGCUCUCUACCUCAGGGGAAAGGCAGAUGUGUCCCCCAGUUCAGAGCAGCAGCAGCAGCACAGGGCAGGGCCCUGCACCUUAAACAGCAGCCCCACAGAAUACUGAAUAAAUGGGGCUGAACCCAGCUUGCUGUCUGAAAGGAAGCCCAUAAGGUGGACAGGAGGCGCAGGGCAGCGUGCAGCCACAAGGAAGCUCCUGGAAAGCUGGAGCAAUCCCUUCCCCUGCUGUGAUGGCAGCGGGGUCUGGAUUCAUGAUGCCCCUGCCCCCCACAGGGCUCCCUGGAGCUGAUGUGGCUGAUGCAGCCCCCCUCCCUGCUCACACAGGAAGAGAUCAGCCCACAGAGCUUACCCAGGAUCUAGGGGAAGAAACAGCCCCUCUGCCUGCAGCAGAGCUCUCAGUUUUCCUGUGGAUGAAGGCCACGUGGGCUCUCCUUCCUGACAAACACGCCAAGCCAUGUGAUGCUGCCCUGCAGCCCAGGCUGGUCUGGUGCACAGCCAUAGGCAGGAGCCCCUCACCAGGGCUGAGCACAACUCGCCCUUUCCCAAGCAGGGGGAGUAUUUUAAGUAUUUAAAAGCCUGUUGAGCAGAGAUGAAAGCAGGUACAAGGCACCCUGCUUCAUCCUGAACAGGGAAUAUGAGCGUGCUGUUUGCUCUGCUGCCUGUUCCGUCCUCGUCUCAGGAGCUGCAGAAAGCCCCGUCUGCAGCAGGAAAUCAGGACACAGCACCGAGCCCUGGGAAACUGACAGGGGAAGCCAGGGAGCACUUGGGGUAAGGAAAUAAUGUCAGCUGGGCUCUGCUGUGAAACCUUUUAUACCAUUGCUCCUUCCUCUUAUGAAUAAACAAGGCUGAUGACUUGGC